UUAGUUCAGCCACAUAUAGCCUUUCGACUACAAUUUGGUACCAGAAGCUUUAGGAGGUCCCCGGAGUUUGAUAGUUUUACCCGCAAUAGAGAUAUCCCACAUCUCAUAGCUGGAGAGCCAUAUGUAGAAAUAGACAGAAUCUGGCCCGUGUAA
This is a messenger RNA of Aplosporella prunicola CBS 121167, 153 nucleotides long. RefSeq lists its product as uncharacterized. The annotation marks the transcript as partial. Lineage: Eukaryota; Fungi; Ascomycota; Dothideomycetes; Botryosphaeriales; Aplosporellaceae. The record is from RefSeq and is a predicted model, not a curated record. The transcript has a single exon.